AUGCAUCAAUUAAUUACUUUUCUUUCAGCAAUCGAUUAUCUCAGCUUUUCAUACAUCAAUAUUUUCUUCUUUGAAAAAUCAGUAAUCAUGCGUAUGAUAUCGGUCAACUUUAUUCUAUGUCUAUUAAUUGUCUUGAUUGGUAUUGCUGUUUCAUCAAGUUCACCCACCGAUAACGAUGAAAGUACAGCACCAGCUGAUUGGAAUUACUUCGAUGCUUAUUAUCCAUAUCAUCUUCUUAAAGCUCGCGCUGCUAAAUCACGAUUUUGGAAACGUUCGCCUCAUCGUAAAUUUUGGAAACGAUCCUUAUCUGAAUUGGCCAUGAACAAUGACGAUAUGACUGAAUUUCAAUAUGGUCAAGAUCAACAACAAGAAAAACAUUAA
This is a messenger RNA of Rotaria socialis, 381 nucleotides long. NCBI's taxonomy places the organism in Eukaryota, Metazoa, Rotifera, Eurotatoria, Philodinida, Philodinidae. The record is from the annotation of a GenBank genome assembly.